Messenger RNA from Cajanus cajan (pigeon pea), 3537 nucleotides. Lineage: Eukaryota; Viridiplantae; Streptophyta; Magnoliopsida; Fabales; Fabaceae. The record is from RefSeq and is a predicted model, not a curated record.
UAAUUUCUUUUUAUUUUUUUAAUAUUAUUAUUUUCCAAUCUAUGGCUGAAGAAGAAGUUUCCAUAACGUCACCACCGCCGGGAACGUUACACAAGUAUCUCUACCGGAACGGAAGAGCCGUCAUCGCCGCGCAGCCUCUCACGGUGGUCCGCUCCGCCACCAGCACCGGCGGCGCGCGCGUCCUCGCUGAACCACCGCCGCCGCCGCCGCACGAAGAAGAAGGACAAGGCGAAACCGGCUUCGACGUCGCUCAGCCGCAGCAACGGCAGGGGUUUUCGUUCGACGAGUUUCUGAAGGCGACGAAGGCGAAGGUGGCGACCGAAGAGGAGGCUCUGAAGUCCAUGGCGCCGGUGGUGGAGGUGGAAGAAGAGGAGGAGGGAGAGGAAGUGGAGUCGUCACCGGUUCAGCCGGUGGCGAAAGAAGCGCGACCGGUUCGACCGGUGGAGGGAGAAGCGCGACCGGUUCGACCGGUGGAGAGAGAAGUGGUUACCGAUGACGUGGAGGUGGUGGAGGUGCGUGGGGUUCCGGAAAAGAGGAAGGUUCCGAAUGUGGAGGAUGGGGAGUUUCCGGAAGAGGCUGGGUGGUCGUUGGUGGAGAGAAAGGUUGAGGUUGCGGUUUCGACGGCCAGGGGAGUUAUGAGAUUGGUGGACAAUGAAAUCGUUCAUUUCAACUUUCCUCUUCCCAUGCACUCUACCAAGUUUCGGUGGAUCGUUCGCAUCUCAACCAAGCGUUCCGGAGAGGUUGGGAGGAUGCCAAUGGAAUGGGCAAAGAUUGUGAUUCCGCUAAUGCAAUCUGGAAAGGUUAAGGUUCGGGCCCGGUGCAUUGCUGCACCAGAAAAACUGCAAAUGAUGCAAGAGAUUAUGUUGUUAGUGAGCUUUUAUAUUCACCACUCUGUAUUUGCUGAGCGUGUUGAUACCGCUUGGAGGCUAGAGGCUUGUGGUAAAAUUGAUGAUACUGUUUAUCCACUUCUUUCCCUAUUGAAAAUGCUAGAGAUCAAGCCAAGUCAGAAGGCAGAAUUCACUCCUGAGGAUAUAGAUUCUCGGAAGCGAUUUCUCUAUCCAAAGGCUGAUCCAGAUGAAGCUGCAGCAUUGCCUCUGAUCAAGCGAAGAAAGGGUGGUGAGCCCUUUCCAGAGCAAAAUAAUGAUGAACAAGCUCUUUCAGAAUCAGCAUUAAAUAAACUUGUUGGAGCUGGAGAAAUCUAUGACCUAAAGGAGAAGGAAGCCCCAAAGGCACUUGUGUGUAAGCUAAAGCCUUACCAGAAGCAAGCCUUGUUUUGGAUGUCGGAAAUUGAGAAAGGAAUGGAUGUUGGGAGUGCAGAGAGAAAUUUGCAUCCCUGCUGGUCAGCCUACACUAUAUGCAAGGGAAGGACAAUUUAUGUGAACAUCUUUACUGGAGAGGCUUCGAAAAAAUUCCCGAAGUCAACGCUGAUGGCAAGAGGAGGAAUUCUAGCUGAUGCAAUGGGACUUGGUAAGACUGUUAUGACAAUUGCUCUGAUACUCAGUAACCCAGGCAGGGGCAACUCAGAAAACAAGGAUGUAGAGAAUGGAGAUGAUAAUAUUAUCGCAAAAAAAGGGAUGAAUGGUAACACCUUGCAUAAAGUGGAGGGUGGAACUCUUAUUGUUUGUCCCAUGGCUUUGUUAAGUCAAUGGAAGGAUGAACUUGAAACACAUUCAAAGCCAGAUAGUAUAUCCAUAUUUGUUCAUUAUGGUGGUGGAAGAACCAAUGAUCCCUUGUUGAUCUCAGGGCAUGAUGUUGUCUUAACAACGUAUGGUGUCCUAUCAGCUGCUUACAAAAAUGAUGGAGAGAAUAGCAUCUAUCACAGGGUCCAUUGGUACAGGGUGGUGCUAGACGAAGCUCAUAAUAUAAAAGCCCAUAGAACUCUGAGUGCCCAGGCUGCUUUUACUCUGUCCUCAUACAGCCGCUGGUGUCUUACUGGAACUCCACUUCAGAAUAGCUUGGAAGACCUAUACAGUCUCUUGUGUUUCUUGCGUGUUGAACCUUGGUGCAACUGGGCAUGGUGGCACAAGUUAGUUCAAAGGCCUUAUGAGAAUGGUGAUCCAAGAUCCCUGAAAUUGGUCAAGGCCAUUUUGAGGAUGAUAAUGCUAAGAAGAACGAAGGAAUCGAAGGAUAAGGAAGGAAGGCCUAUACUUUUCCUUCCACCAAUUGAUAUUAAAUUGAUCGAGUGUCAACAGACAGAAUCUGAACGGGACUUCUAUGAAGCCCUUUUUGUGAGAUCUAAAGGUCAAUUUGAUCAGUAUGUUGCACAAGGCAAGGUUCUUCACCAUUAUGCGAAUAUCCUUGAUCUACUAAUGCAGUUGAGACGGUGUUGUAACCAUCCAUUUUUGGUUAUGUGCGGAAGCGAUUCCCAGAAAUAUGCAGACUUGACCAGACUCGCAAGAAGAUUCCUUCAGUCUAAUACUGAAUCCCCCGGGGCAAGCAAUCAAAACGAUCUUCAACAUGCAGAGUUGAACAAACUUGCAAGUAGAUUGCUUCUACAUUCUGCUUCUUCUUCGCACUCUAUCCAACCUCGUGCAUACAUUGACGAGGUUUUGGAGCAUAUUCAAAAGGGUGACACCGUAGAAUGCUCUUUAUGUAUGGAAUCUCCGGAAGAUCCUGUGUUUACACCAUGUGCCCAUAAAUUUUGUAGAGAAUGUAUAUUCAGUUGCUGGGGCACCUCAGCGGGUGGCAAAUGUCCAAUCUGUCGUCAAUUGCUCCAGAAAGACGAUCUGAUUACUUGUCCAUCUGAAAGCCCAUUCAAGGUCGAUAUUAAGAACAAUGUGACAGAGUCUUCAAAGGUUUCAAAGCUACUGGAAUUCCUGCAACGUAUUCUGAACUCAUCCUCAAGUGAAAAGAGUAUUGUCUUCAGUCAGUGGACUUCAUUUUUUGAUCUGUUGGAGAAUCCAUUAAGGAGGAGAGGAAUUGGCUUUUUGAGAUAUGAUGGGAAAUUGACUCAGAAACAGAGGGAGAGAGUUCUGGAUGAAUUCAAUGAGACAACAGAGAAAAGGGUUUUGUUGAUGUCACUAAAGGCUGGUGGCGUUGGACUGAACUUAACUGCAGCAUCAAAUGUUUUCAUUAUGGAUCCAUGGUGGAAUCCUGCAGUUGAAGAGCAAGCAAUAAUGAGAAUUCAUCGCAUAGGACAAAAACGAAGUGUAAUUGUCAGAAGAUUCAUUGUGAAGGACACAGUGGAAGAUCGUUUGCAAAAAGUACAAGCAAGGAAACAAAUGAUGAUAUCGGGUGCCCUCACCGACGAUGAAGUUCGGAAUGCUAGGAUUCAAGACCUCAAAAUGCUUUUCACAUGAGAUUACUUAUUUUGAAGCUUGUUUAGUCUUUUAGGGCUACCAACCCAAUUUUGUAUAGGUUGUUGGAUCCUUUCAACAGCUAGAGGCUUCUUCUUCUUGUGUACAUAUAAUUAUAUGAUGAUUGUAGACUAGUAACGAAGCCCACUGUUUUGUAAAUCUUCAAGCUUUUACCAGUGAUGGUUACCUUCAUUUUGGUCAUUCUAUUAUCCGUUGAAAAAAGAUGAAUCAAUAAAGUAUA